Leguminivora glycinivorella is the source of this 1017-nucleotide messenger RNA. It is a transcript of the gene wgn, whose product is annotated as tumor necrosis factor receptor superfamily member wengen. NCBI's taxonomy places the organism in Eukaryota, Metazoa, Arthropoda, Insecta, Lepidoptera, Tortricidae. Bases 257 to 865 code for a protein of 202 amino acids. The transcript is spliced from 4 exons. The record is from RefSeq and is a predicted model, not a curated record.
CUCGCGGCCGCGCCGCCAGACCGCGCUCUGCAGCCGCCCGCACCAUGCGUGCUCUUUCCCACACUCAUUUAAAGUAACCAAAUGCACUAAAGUUUUUUUUUCGAAACGCGCGACUUUAAAUACUUACAUUUAUGAAAGCGAACGAACUGUAGUUAUCAGUGCACAUUAUGGAUAAAUGUGAAAGUGCUCAGAGUGAACUUUCUAAUUUAAAUUAAGCUAUUGAAAUGUGGUCCCUGGUGCACACUUGGUGGUAUACAUGAGUAUAAGCGAUAAGGUAAUGCAAGGAGAGCUACAGAAAGUGUUGCUAGUUGCGACGCUAGCACUCGGGUCUGUGUUGGGCGAGAGCGUGUGCAAGCACCGGCAAACCUGGUGGGACCGGCAGCGGCAGGCGUGCGUGCCCUGCACGCCUUGCGACCGCGCCAGGAACCUUGUCAUCCGCUACCCUUGCGAGGUCUACCGCGACACCGUCUGCCAGACUUUACACAUUGUAGACAAUGAUACCCAGGACAGUGAAAGUGAUUAUGAAUAUUAUGAUUCGGACGUGGAAGUGAGUGAGAGUGAGCCGUGGGACCUGCAGACGUCGACGUUGGCUCUGGCCGUGAGCGGGUGUGUGGUGUUCUUUGUGGUGGUGCUCUCGUUGUGGCUGUACCAUGCGAAACAGAUGAGGAUAAUUAAACGAGCACUUGAGUCAGAUAUGCAGGAGUUUUCCGCGAAACUAAGGCUAAUGGAGGCAGGCGACGCGCCGGCGGAGCCGGUGGCGCCCACGGACCACCACAUAUACUGCAACAUCCACGUCGGGAAGGACGCUCUACUUGGUCGGACGUCGACAAAGAAAAGCAACGUCUACACACAAGAGAAGCACUAGUGUCUAGCGUGGAUGCCACCGACCGAUAUUGUACAACAAUAAUAAGUCACUUUCAUGGAAGAACAUGGAACCUCGCACAUCAAUUAGAAGAUAAAAUAUUUUGAUAGAAAUGAGAGUUAACAGUUCAAAUAAAAAUCAGUAUAGUUUUUUAA